Molecule: messenger RNA, 799 nt
Organism: Arabidopsis thaliana (thale cress)
Lineage: Eukaryota; Viridiplantae; Streptophyta; Magnoliopsida; Brassicales; Brassicaceae
Exons: 3
Coding region: 312-662 (116 amino acids)
Source: RefSeq, marked reviewed
AGAUUAAUGGACACUAAGUCAUGGAUCCAAAGCAUAUAUUAUAUCUCUAUUGUGUGUUAACAUGUCUCUUGAGUCUCUAAACUUAGUUUUCUCCAAAGAUUAAAGCAAAAGCAAAGAUGGGCUUCCUCUGUCACUAGUUUUGCUAACUCAUCCUUUUCGGAUAGCGACACUCUUCGUUUCCCACUCUUGGUUUGGUGGUUUCUUUAGGAUUCUAGAUUUUUGUUUUACUUAUCUUUCCUUGUACAAGAGACUGUUUCUAUAGGAUUCUUCAUUUCCUGUUUUAUCUAUCUUCUCUGUGCAACGAGAGUGUCAUGGCUACUCUGUCUCAAAUCGUCGAGGAGGAACUUGAACCAUCACUAAGAAGCAAGCUUUCAAGAACAAGUGAAACCAGUCUCGCUUCUGUCGCAUCGUUAUCCAUGCCACUUAUUCAGGAGAUUGUUCUAUCAGCAGACAUCAGAUGUAGUGACUGCCAAGAGAAAGUCGCCGACAUAAUGGCGAGGAUGAUCGAAACAUAUUCAAUAUUGGUGAGUGUGUUGGAGAAGAAAGUGACACUAACGUGUACAUAUUCCGGUGACCGGAGAGUCUCUAAAUCCUAUGGUGAAGCUCUUCUCUGCAAAAUCUCAACCAUCAAGCGUUUGAUAUGUCCUUCAAGGAAACAAUAACUCAGAGUUGCUUGAUGUUUGCUUUUAUUAUCAUUUUCUCUUUCCAAUAAAAUGAAUCUUUUAUGUCGAAUGUGAUUGGAUAUUGUUUAGAUAAACAAAAAACUCUCAAUAGCAAUAAUAAUCAUAGACAAAGUGAA